Messenger RNA from Colletotrichum gloeosporioides, 3093 nucleotides. RefSeq names its product putative transporter. Gene Ontology annotation, biological process: transmembrane transport. Bases 1 to 3093 code for a protein of 1030 amino acids. Gene Ontology annotation, cellular component: membrane. Gene Ontology annotation, molecular function: transmembrane transporter activity. NCBI's taxonomy places the organism in Eukaryota, Fungi, Ascomycota, Sordariomycetes, Glomerellales, Glomerellaceae. The transcript is spliced from 6 exons. The record is from RefSeq and is a predicted model, not a curated record.
AUGGCAACAACAACGGAAACUCUGCCUUCUGACACAGAAGUGACGCCCUCCACGUCAAAACCAGCCCUUUCGUCAACAUCGUGGUUGUCGAAAGUCCAUCCUUACUUCAAGGAUCCCGAGCACGUCCUUGUCCUCAAACUGGACAUUCUCCUGCUAUCAUGGGCCUUCGUUGCCGGUCUCAUGAAAGACAUGGACCAGUCCGCCACAACAGCAGCCUACGUGUCCGGCAUGCAGGAGUCCCUCUCGCUCUACGGCAAUGAGCUGGUCGAGUUCACGACUUACUUUUCCAUUGGCUACGCCCUCUUCAUCGUCCCUUCCCAGCUCAUCCAAACCCGCGUGCGCCCAUCGCUCUGGCUGCCCUUCUGCGAGGUAGUGUGGGGUGCCAUUACGCUUGCGACUUUUGCCGCCCGCAACGCAAAGACGGUCUUUGGCCUGCGAUUCGCCUUGGGCGUGUUCGAAGCAACGUCUUGGCCGGGCAUCGUCAACCUAAUCUUCAACUGGUACACCCCCUCGGAACUUGGCAAGCGUCUCGCCAUCUUCGGCGUGAGCAGCGUCGCUGGGAGCAUGUUCCUGGGCAUUUUACAGGCCGCACUGUACAAGAACCUCAACGGAGUACAUGGUCUCGAAGGAUGGCAGUGGCUCUUCGUCGUGUCGGGUAUCAUGACAAUCGUGUGGGGCCUGUACGGAUUUCUCGUCAUCCCUGAUGCGCCAACGACAACCAGAGCUCUGUGGCUUACCAAAGAAGAGCGCGCCCUGGCCGCCUCUCGGAUGGCCAAGUCAGGCACGACAACACAGGAGAUCAUCAAAGGCAGGGCUCUCUGGAACAAGGUCAAAAAGCUCCUCACCUCGCCAGUGGCGUACCUGUUCCUUGCCGCCUAUCUCCAGUUUGCGUGGUCGCAGCGCGCAAACUCUUACUUCCUGCUGUAUCUGAAGGGUCUCAAAGACGGGGAGGGCAACGCGCUGUACUCAGUGUACACCGUCAACCUGAUCCCUUUGGGUGGCUACGCUAUCUCCAUCGUGUCGAACAUCUCACUCAACGCGCUGAGCGACUGGAAGAACUGGCGUUGGCAGGUGGGCGUCGGGGCCGCACUCCUACAGCUCGUUGCGACUUCGGUAUUGGCAGCGUGGCCGGGCGGCCGCGGCACGAUCAUGACGUUCUAUUUCCUGACGUUUGCGACGGCGGCGUGGGGAUAUGCCUUGCUCGCAUGGCUGGCCAUCAUUCUGCGCAAAGAACCGGAGGCGCGGUCUGUGAUUGUUGGUGUGGCCGUGACGUUGGUGUACGUCGGCCAUGCGACGAUUCCGCUCCGAGCAUGGCGGACCGCGGACUCUCCGCGAUAUCCAAUCGGGUUUCCGCUAGCAGCAGCAUUCAGUGUGGGUAGCAUUGCGGCGAUGAUGGGAAUGUACUGGUAUGUAAAGCGGUAUCCUGACAUUCUCGACUUUGGUCUCAAUUGGAGGGCCAUCAAGGAGGCUGGGGAUAGCGUCGCCACUCUGGACAAGGUCGAGGUUGAUGGCGAGAGGGACGAACAGGGCAAAGGUGAAGAACACAUCAAAAAAGACAGUCCGGCAGAGCAACCAGACAUCAAAGCCAUUCAUCCGAGCUCCUCGAACGUUCAAGGACAGUCUGAAAUAACCAAAGCACCACAAGAUGGCAUCCUUGACGAGGCCGCCGAGUUCUUGGCGAACGCAAACGAUUAUCCGCCAAUGACCCCGGAAAUGGAGAAGAAAAUUGUCAAGAAAAUCGAUGCUUGGAUGAUUCCACUUUUACUGUUCACCGCCACCCUCGGAGCGGUCGACAAAGUCCAGAUGGGAACGGCAUCUCUCUAUGGCUUUCAGACGGAUAAUGGGUUUGUUGGACAACAAUAUAGUUGGCUUGGAAGUGUUCUACCCUUGGGACAACUGAUCGGUUAUGUCAUCGCAUCUUACCUUGUCCUCCGAUUUCCACCCGCCAAGUUUCUAUGCGCCGCAUCCCUACUCUGGUCGGUUUUGACGCUUUUACAUGCACCAUGUCGAAAUUGGUCUGGGUUUAUGGCUCUUCGGUUCUUCAUGGGCUUCAUCGAGGCUGCCAUUUCCCCGUCAUUGACGAUACUCGUCUCGAGCUUUUACACGAAGAAGGAACAGCCCCCAAGGAAUGCCAUCAUCUUCGCGUACUUCUCCUCGGUCUUCAAUGGCUUCUUUGCUUGGCUAGUUGGCAAAAUUCCGGACUCAGCCCCUCUUCUAAAAUGGCAAUACCUGUACCUCCUGACUGGUACCAUCAACGUUCUUUACUCGAUAUUCAUCUGGUUUACCCUACCAGACAGCCCCAUGAACGCUCAUUUCUUGACUGACGAGCAAAAGUACUAUGCGACCAAGCGUCUCGCUGCGAAUCGCACUGGUAUUGCCAACAAGGUCUGGAAAUGGGAUCAAGUCUGGGAAGCUUUGCUGGACAUUAAGAUUUGGAUCAUUUUCGUUUUCAACAUUUUCAUCAAUAUUCCGAAUGGAGGCCUCGUCAACUUUGGCAGCAUCAUUAUCAACAACCUGGGUUUCACUUCCCUGGAAGCUAGUCUCUUGACCAUGCCGUUCGGCGUUCUGGCUACAUCUAGCGCCUGGGCAUUUAGCUAUCUAGCAGCUCGAUGGCAUAACCGGAGAACUCUUGUUGCUGGUAUCGCUCUCUUGCUGCCCAUCCUUGGAACGGCACUAGUUCAUGGACUUCCAAGAACGAAUAUCGCAGCGCAGAUGGUCGGGCUAUAUUUCAUGUACUUCUACUGGCCCCCGUACGUGGUCGGCAUCUCUCUCCCGCAAGCCAACACCGCAGGACAGACCAAAAAGGCUGUCUGCUUCAGUUUGGUUCAAGUUGGUUAUGCUGCUGGCAACUUGAUUGGACCGCAGACAUUCAUCUCAACCCAAGCACCGAAAUACAACGGGGCGGUCAUUGCGAUGCUUACGAGCUACGUUGUCAGCAUGGUGUUGAUGUUGGCUUACUGGCUGGUGGCGCUCUUGGAGAACAAGAGACGUGACAAGAAAUAUGGCAAGCCGGAAGCGGUUCACGAGGGAACGGUCGACGGGUUCGUAGAUAUCACGGACAAGAAGCAGAAGGACUUCAGAUACACCACUUAG